Molecule: messenger RNA, 1350 nt
Organism: Eupeodes corollae
Lineage: Eukaryota; Metazoa; Arthropoda; Insecta; Diptera; Syrphidae
Product: piggyBac transposable element-derived protein 4-like
Exons: 1
Coding region: 1-1350 (449 amino acids)
Source: RefSeq, a predicted model, not a curated record
AUGGCCAGAAGAGCUGCGUCAAAUCAAUCUGUGUCUGACAUAACGUUUUCCGAUGAUGAGGAUGAUGGAGAUUUCAGUGGUAGUGAAAGCGUUUUUGAACCACCAGAUGAUGAUUCUAAUACAGAAGACGAUAAGGACACUUCUUCAGAAUCCAGUGAAAAUGACCAAAAUGUUCCCACUUUUUGGUCAAAUCCCGAACCGUCUUUUGAGCCCCGACUGAAGGUUAGUUCUUACCGCGAUUCAAUUGUAAAUGACGACUUCAAUCGUGUUGACACCUCACUGGUAAUUUUUAAAGAAAUCUUCCCUCAAAGCCUUUUCAAUUACAUUGCUCAAUGCACUAAUGAGCGACUUCAGAUUAUGCAAAAGAAAAAACGUACAACCAAAAUAAAACUAACUGAUGAGGGAGAAAUAAAAAUUGUUAUUGGCUGCAUGCUAAUUAUGUCCUACAACAGAGUGCCUUCUUCCAAAGAUUAUUGGUCUAAAAAUGUCUCGCUUAGAAAUGAGGCAAUACAAAAUGCAAUUUCACGGGAUCGGUUUGUUAUGCUUAUUUCAAAAAUGUAUUUCGCCCCGCCAGAAAAGCCUGAUGGAGCAGAAAAAACGUAUUACAUUGGUGAUAUAGUAGAAUGCUUGAAGCACCGGUUCUUGAGAGCAAGACAAGACAGCCCCUUCCAGAGCAUUGACGAGUCUAUGACCAAGUUCAAAGGCCGUUCAUCGCUGAAGCAGUACAUGCCACUAAAGCCUACCAAACGUGGAAUAAAAAUGUGGCUGCGUUGCGAUGCUUUGAGUGGUUAUACGUAUGACUUCAAUAUUUACAGCGGUCGUGAAGAACAGGUAUUAAAAGGAACCUUAGGGGAACGUGUUGUAAAUACGCUGGCAGAGACAAUCAAGGAGAAAGACGUUACACUUUGUUUCGAUCGCUUUUUUACAAGUAUAUAUUUGCUUAAAAGCCUGAAACAAGCUGCUCUUGGUACUAUUAUGACUAACCGCAAGGGCUUACCGAUUAUUCAUCAAAAAUUAAAAAAAGGUGAAUCAGCUAUCAAGGCCAGCAAUACAGGAGUAAUGUUCGUAAAAUGGCACGACACUAAGGUGGUAUCCGUUCUGAGCAACUGUCAUACUGCAAAUGUCGUCGAAGUCAAUAAAAAGCAAAAGAACGGAAAACAAAUAACCAUACCAUGUCCUGAAUUUAUCAAAUUCUAUAGAGAGAUAUUGGGUGGGGUUGAUCGGGCCGACCAACUAGCAGGGUUGUACGAGGUAGACAGGAAAUCUACAAAAUGGUGGAAAAAAGUUUUUUAUAGGCUCUUGAUGAUGAGUGUUGUAAAUUCAAACAUUAUUCAUUCACAACUAAUCUAA